Molecule: messenger RNA, 5959 nt
Organism: Nyctereutes procyonoides (raccoon dog)
Lineage: Eukaryota; Metazoa; Chordata; Mammalia; Carnivora; Canidae
Gene: CEBPG
Product: CCAAT enhancer binding protein gamma
Exons: 2
Coding region: 2515-2958 (147 amino acids)
Biological process (GO): DNA-templated transcription; regulation of transcription by RNA polymerase II
Molecular function (GO): DNA-binding transcription factor activity, RNA polymerase II-specific; RNA polymerase II cis-regulatory region sequence-specific DNA binding
Source: RefSeq, a predicted model, not a curated record
UGGGCCGGGGGAAGAUGCUCAACCGCUGAGCCACGCAGGCGCCCCAAUUCAGUCAUCUUUAAUACCUGCCUGGAAAACAGGAGGAAACAAGACUUCACUUUUUUCAGAACGUCCUUUAAAUACCCAAGAGCACGCCCUGACUGUCGGCGGUGUGUGUGAUCUUGGAGAGAUGGUUUCAUCCGUCGGGAUUCCGACAGCACAUGGGGAGUCCCUGGUGAAGACAGGCAGGACCUCAUGGGGCUGAAUCUGGCCUUCUAGUCUAGAUGGCCUCACCUGAUCACAGUGAUGGUAAAUGUGAGUAGCCACGACGUCAGGUGUAUUGUGUGUUCUUGGGGAUGAGUGCUUCCGUGGGUUCUUGGAGGUGCAUUGGUCUCCUAGCUUUUAGGUUUUCCAGCUCUGUUGGGUAAAAAAAAAUCUUUUUGAGUAUGAUUUCCUACUAGAGAUGUAUUUAUAAACAAUGCAUGUAGUAUUUUGUAUGUGGUAGAUCAUACCAAAAGUAGAGUAGAAAGAUGGUGUUUAAAAAAAAAAAUGAAAAUAUAUUUUCUCCGUACUCCAGUGGAUCACUAAGUACUCCCUGAAGGGAUGUAUGCUCCUUCAUGGACCCCCACGCUGGGUCAUGAAGCAGGCCGUGGCAGCUAAAGGGAAAUCCUGCUCAUCUGGGUAUGUACCGACUUUGCUUACCUGGACACCACUUAAGAGUACAGACUUGUCACACCCCGGCAACACACACCUAAGACCUUGAAGUCAUUCACUGGAACACAUAGCUGGGCUACAUCUUUAUUUUCUAAUAAAGAUUCUCAACUGAAAUCAAGCAAAGAGCAGACAAGAAAUGUUGAUUGUAUAGACUGGGGCACUCGAAGUAGCAAGUGGAAUUGUAUUUUUAUUGUCCUGGACACCUUUAAGAAGGACCAAGAAAUUGGGGUGGGAAGACCAUGGUAUCUUAAGAACGCUCUUGAUUUAAUUAGGGUUGUUCUAAGAGAUUUCAAUGCUAGAGGCUCUCAUUUUUAUAGAAGACAUUUAUAAAAAUACAUUUUUUUUUCUUCUUAGCCCCUGAGCCAGUAUGGGACAAAUACUUCUCGAGCACCACUGUAUGGCCAGCCCUGCGCUAGAUGCUGGGCACACGGAUAUGAAGACAGUCCUGCCUCUAGCUUAGUCUGCAGGGAGCCACCGUACAGAGCUGGCAUUGACAGAAACUGGGGGAACAAACUGAACAGCCACACAAGGAAAAGAGAAAGUGUGACCAUUUAGGUCAUCGGUAGUGGUUUGGUGUUGCUGAGCUGUGAGGUGUGUGAGGGAGCAAGGGCUGGAGACAGAGUAAUACCUUCAGUUUGACCCUGGACACUGGAGCAGGCUGGAGUGCUAGGUUGCUCCGGAGACAGCGUUUGGAGGGUGCCCCUGGGAGAUGAUGUCAGCCUGACGUAAUUCUGUGGUGUUAGGAUGGACGGGGAUGGUGGUUGUAAAGUUCUUUUGGGAGGGGGGUGAGUGGGACUGUCAGAUACUGAUGAUGGUACAGACUGGGAGUAAGGGAGAAACAUCUACAGAUAUUUUGUGGUCACUCACUGAGGAAAUUUGAGUUAAUAUUUGGGGGAGCGUGGGAAGGAAUAUCUGGCUGUACAUAAGGCGGAAAAAAGAUGACAGGAGGGUUAGGAAAAUUCUUGACAAGUUUACUUUCCAAAUGAAACUUGAGAGAAAUUUGUUGUACUCAUUCUAACCUUUCUGAGUUUUCAGUGUGUUACUGAUUUGAAUGAAUGUUAUUUGAAUUAAGAAAUUCGAUUUUAUUUUUAAGAAACUCGAUUUUAAAAAAAACUUGCCCACUCAGACCAUCUUUCUUAAGAUCCAUUGCUAAUCUGCAGCAGUGGCUCUCAAACCUCAGUGUCAGCAGAAUCACUUGGAGGUUCCUUUGAAAGAAGACUGCUCAGCCUUCUUCCUAGAACUCACGGUUCUUGUGUCGGGAGCAGCCUGAGAAUUUGCAUCUCUGACAAGUUCCCAAAUGAUGCUGCUGGUCCAGGGACGAGCUCUGAGAACUACUGCUCUUCAAGUUUCCUGAGCUCUGAGAACUGCUGCUCUUCAGUUUCCGUCCUGCUCCCUGCUUGAAUGAUUCACACGCAAGGAAACAAGGCGUCACCCUGUUUCCUGUAGAAUGAACUUUGGAAUAGUAUUUGUCCACGUAGGAGCCAGACUUUCAUUUAGGAUUGAAUAUGCAGAUUUGAAAUAAACUAGUUUUUUUUUUUUUUUCUCCAUUGUAGGUGCUCAGUAAAUAUUUGUGGAAGGAACAAAGCAUACAUGACAGUGCAGACUGAAAUGUGUCACUUUGGAGGCAGCUAUUUUGUUUAUGUAAAAAAGAACUGAUAAUCUGGAAUUAACUCUUCUGGACCACUUGGCCCUUUGACCUCUUACUUGGUCCACUUUCCUUAAUGGGUACAUGCGAAGAUUUCUUGCCAGCUUAGUGUGGAAACCAUUGAUCACCUUGCCCUCGUUUCUGCCUGUUUUGUGUCAGCGCGAGAGAGUGCCCAAAUGAGCAAGAUAGCACAGCAGAGCAGUACUCCGGGGAUACGCGUUAUUCAUACUCAGGCUCAUGCCAGCGGCUUACAGCAGGUUCCUCAGCUGGUGCCUGCUGGCCCGGGGGGAGGAGGCAAAGCCGUGCCCCCAAGCAAGCAGAGCAAAAAGAGUUCGCCCAUGGAUCGCAACAGUGAUGAGUAUCGUCAGCGCAGAGAGAGGAACAACAUGGCUGUGAAAAAGAGCCGCUUGAAAAGCAAGCAGAAAGCACAGGAUACGCUGCAGAGAGUGAAUCAGCUCAAAGAAGAGAAUGAACGGUUGGAGGCAAAAAUUAAAUUGCUGACUAAGGAGCUAAGUGUACUGAAAGAUUUGUUUCUUGAGCAUGCACACAACCUUGCAGACAACGUGCAGCCCACUAGCACUGAAAAUACAACAGCAGCUUCUGAUAGUGCGGGACAGUAGACCUCACUCACCCCUUCCCGACUUCACGACUUGUGGCUUGAACGCUAAAGGUGUGACUACCUGCACCGCUCGCAUCAGUGGCCGAACGUUGUCUUGUUCAUGACUCAGAGAUCCACUGAAGGUUGUUUUCUAGGAUCAGCACUGAAGAGUUGAUUAGCUAAAAAUGUUAGCCAUGUAAUUUGAAUAUCUAGUUUUAAAUGAUACGAAUUUUUUUGUGGGGAUAAAGCAAAUUUUUAAGGUAUAUGGUAAAAAGAAAACCAAAAAACCAAGAACCCUGGACCUUGAUGUUCUUAAUAAACCCUCACUUCCCAAGAAAUGCUUCUUUUUUAGGUUGAUAAAAGGAAUGGGGAACUAGCAGGUCCUGCAGGAGGGUCUUGGUUUUAUUGGAGAUGAUUAAUUAGGCUAAGAAAAGUUGAAUGCCAUCUAUGUUAACGUAUUUGUGAUUUUUUUUUUCUAAAUUAUGUAUUAAAAAUCCUUAGGGCUAUAGAAAUCAAUCACUUUGUAAUUUGGAGUGAUUUUAUGUAUGACAUAAACCUUGUUUUAGCCUAAUUUGUUUUCCCCCAACAAGUGUUAGUUUUUGAGUAGCAGUGCCAGGUUAAGUAAAUUCCAUUGUUUUAAGGCAGUAUAUAUCCAGUUGGCUUAAAAAUGCAAAUAAUUAGGAGGCAAAUAGGUUUCCUAAAAAUAAAGGUAAAGCAUAUUAGAAUUAUGCUUUCAGGAUACCUUUGGGUUAUUAGAUUCGCAUUAUUUUGUUUUCUAACAACAAAAAACCCCCAAGAGUUUAGAGAUAAACUUGUGUACCAAAAUUUUUGUUUCCAGUAAGUGAAUAUUUUUAAAAUACCAUUUUGACAGCUAAGUUAGUAGACAGAUGCCUUAACAGUUUAGUAAUUGGGAUUUAGGUAGUUUCUCCUAUGUCUAAAUAUCUGCAAUGGGGCCAUGAUUUUUAAAGGCAAAAAUUUCUUUGAAGGAUCAUUUGGCGUUUGAUCUUAACCAAGUGAUUAUUAGAACAAUAUAUCAUCGACUGUAUGCCAUCUCCCAAAAUAAUAGUCUAAGAAAACUUGAAAGCGUAAGGUUUAACCUUUAAUUUAUUUCAUUUAAAUACAUCUUUUUAUAUUGUUCUUGUGACGCUUCUUUUUCUAGUUAGUGGGCUCUUCUAGACUUUUUGUACCACUGCUUCUGUUUGUUCAUUUGUAUGCUUUUGUGUCCCAUAAAUUAUUUUAGAAAGAAAAUACAGAUAAAACUCAGGAUAAUGACAUUUUUGUUGAGACUAAAAAAAUGGCAAUCACAAGUCGGGGAUCGCUAGGGUCUGGUUCAUAGCAGCGUUGGUGGUUUUGAUUGUUCUUGUAGAUUUCUUUUUUUUUUUUUUUUUCUUUUUUUAAAGCACAAUUCUAGCUCAGAUUUGUUGGCAUUUGUGUGUGUGUGUGUGUGUGUGUGUGUGUGUGUGUGUGUGUGUGGCUGGGCUGGUGACAAGAGGCUGAGUCACAUCUGAGUAAAAAAGUGUGUGUUACCAGGUAUCUAAUUUGAACAUGGUCACUUAUUUUUUGACCAUAUUGUUUCAUACUAGGGCCUGGAACAGUGUAACCAGGAUGUAACCCGAGUUGCACCUUUGGGCUGGUGCAAGAGUGCUGUCUGUGCCCCUGGGGCAGGCGAAAAUACCACCGUGACCUGCAACUCAGCAAAGCCAUUAUUGCGGCCAUGAGCCUCUGCCGCAUGUGACUGGAACCCAGUGUUGUUCCGUGAGAGCCACUGUCCCAGGAGGGGUGACUCCCUGGAGAGCCAGGAGGCAGGAUGGAGGUUUCUGUUAGGGUCCAACACCAGUUUACUUCGGCUGGAGUAUCAGUCUACUUCUGGGUUGACAGAUAUUUUGACUAACUAGGAGGUAACCCACAGAAUCCUACUGAAUCUUUAAUAGCUGAUUGAUGUUAUAUAAUUAACCUAAUUAGAGGUGCAGUUAGGUCCCCCGAAUCUUUAGGCUUCUGUAAAGGUGCUACAGACAUCGUAGUCCCUUGUUUACUAAAAAAAAUGUCUUUCAGAAAUUGUCCCUAUGGAAUUUAUAGUCACCAAUUAGGUGAACUGACUUAACGGUCUUGGAAAAGCGGCUUCAGGGAAAUCGUCAGGGGUGUGCACUGGAGAUUUCAAAUCAGAACAUUGAAUUGAAACUUCUGGAAAAAAUGGGUCACGUGUGCAUCGGACAGAAGGGUUAACCGUCGUCUUGAUUCUCACUGAAGUGUCUGGGAAUGGAAGUUUUCAGUUUGAUAGACGUAGGAGUAUCACUGAGGGAAACCAGGUGUGGGGGAUGGGAAGUCUAGAGCUUUGGGAUUUGUAAAAUGGCUUUUGUAAGUCCUGUAGGUCACACAUAUGACCCAUUAGGCUUUGAUCUGCCUUUGCCGGCAGGUCCAGUGGUUUAGGAGUUAGGCUUUUGGGGUCAAUGUCUGGCUGCAUCUGAGUCCGCGAUGGAGGCGGGUGCUUUCCGGCUGGUGUUGGCAGCAGGUGGUGAGGUGGGAGCGGCUCCUCUGCUGUCUGGCCCCUUUGGGUGGCUGGAACGGGAGCUCAGAGACUUUGGACAGUCUUACUAAGUGGUAGUAAGAUCCUAAUAAAAUAUGACCGGAUUUUUGAAAUUUAGGGUCACAAGUGUGACACUCUGCAGUUCACGAAGAAAAGUAGUAUGUGCAAUUUAAUAUUUGGAAUUAAAUCGGCCUCCGAUGUUUCUCAGUCCCCAUGACAGGGCCUGACACUUUGUACCUGAACAACCCAGUUAGCACUCAGCGUGCUUUUUUCGAUGCCUUAGAGAUAGGAAGCAACUUUUCUGUUUGACAAAAGCUCGGGAGGGGAAAGUCCAUUCUAUAGCUGUUAGAUCCGCCUCUCAGGAAAAAGUCCUCAACUUGUUCCUUUUUUUUUUUUUUUUUGGUCCUGGCUUUCCUCGGUUUGUGAGAUUACUCUAUUUUUUUAAAUAUAAUUUUAUUUCUUUCAAUGAACUUGAAAUAAAAAAACUUUGGAAUAAUGA